CCAUUUUUUGCGUUGAAUUUAUCGUAAAGUCAUUUAUCGUAAAUUUAUUAAUUAAAAGCAGCCAAAAGGCGUCGACUACGAGACAAAAGCGCGCGCACAACGAAUAAAACAAACAAGCUAAAUAAACAACAUACAAGUUAAAAAAGACAUUAGACUGAUUUCGCAACUUGCACACUGAAGCAAAAAUGGAUGACUCACGCGAAGAAAGCCAGUUCAUAGUGGAUGAUGUGAGCAAGACGAUUAAGGAGGCCAUCGAGACCACCAUCGGAGGUAAUGCGUACCAGCACGACAAGGUGAACAACUGGACCGGCCAGGUGGUGGAGAACUGCCUGACGGUGCUCACCAAGGAGCAGAAGCCCUAUAAGUACAUCGUCACGGCCAUGAUCAUGCAGAAGAACGGAGCCGGACUGCACACGGCCAGCUCCUGCUACUGGAACAACGACACAGACGGCAGCUGCACAGUCCGCUGGGAGAACAAGACCAUGUACUGCAUCGUGUCCGUCUUCGGCCUGGCCGUUUAGACGGGACUUGCGGAUGCGGAUGCCAACCAAGAAGCAACAUAGAAUUCACACAACUAACUACUAAGGGGGAGGGAUUAACAAGAUUGCCGCCGUAAAUAAAUUUUCCAGCACAGCACUCGGACACGGACAGUGAGACAACACGUACACACGGCCAGCCUACGGACCAGGACCAGGCCCCUACAAUGAAUAAUUAAAAGGAGUUACAUACAACACUCAAACACGCAGGAUAAUAACCAAUUCCAGCAUUAUGCUUUUUUUUCGUUUGGAGCACGCCAUCGUGUUGGAGGUGUACGCGCCUAAUGUUACUCAAGAUAUUCUUCAAUUAAAGCCUAAAUAAUGUAAUGUAAAAAUAAACUUUAUUGUGACGACCUUGACAGGCCGGCCACCUAGAAGUUGUUUAAUCGA
This is a messenger RNA of Drosophila persimilis, 926 nucleotides long. RefSeq names its product dynein light chain Tctex-type (gene Dlc90F). The record is from RefSeq and is a predicted model, not a curated record. Bases 186 to 521 code for a protein of 111 amino acids. Gene Ontology annotation, cellular component: cytoplasmic dynein complex; cytoplasm. Gene Ontology annotation, biological process: microtubule-based movement. Gene Ontology annotation, molecular function: dynein intermediate chain binding. NCBI's taxonomy places the organism in Eukaryota, Metazoa, Arthropoda, Insecta, Diptera, Drosophilidae. The transcript is spliced from 2 exons.